AUGUCACUUGAUUCGCCGAGAUACGAAUUGAGCAACUUCCCAAACACAAGUCAGGACGAGAAACGCAUCUUCCAUAAUUUUGCCAAUUUCUCUGUUUCGUCUAUAGCGGGACAAUUCUCCUCGCCGUUUUGGGAACGACGAGUGCUUCAGAUUAGUCUUUCAGAGUCUUGUGUCAGGAACGCAGUCGUGGCAAUCGGUGCUUUACAUGAGAAUUUCAACAAGCAAUCACUUCUGACGACAGGUCAUCAGGAUUCUCAAUCAUGCACAUUCGCGCUCAGACAUCAUGCAAUGGCCACCCGAGAUCUGGCUCGUCUCUUGUCAGCGUCUCAACAGUGGGAUUUGGCUCUUACGGCUUGUAUCUUAUUUGUGUGUUUUGAGAACUUCCUGGGCAAUCAUCAAGCCUCCCUUACUCACCUCCGAGCUGGACUCCAUAUCUUGAGGUGUAUCCAUGAAGCUGGCACUACGCUGUCAGAAAGCUGGAAAAAGGAAUUCUCUCCACUUCUGAUGCGUCUUGGAAUACAAGCAUGUCUAUUUCUUGAUCCGAGAGAAGAUGGUCAACGUGCUGCUCUUUGGGAGGAUCUUCAAAUCGCGGUGCCUGAAAAUCCUUUGAUAUCAUUCAAGACAAUAGAAGAUGGGCUAUGGUCACUUUCUUCCAUUGGUGCUGGAAUGAUCUGUGACCGUGGACAAACCCAAGUUGCACCGACUUUGGAAAUCAGAGAAAAGCACAGGGCACAUUUGAAUAUAUGGGAGCAAAGCCUAAGAGAGUUUCUUUCAAAUGCGGAUACUCAUGAUCCUGUUAUCGAUAGCACUCUGCGCGGUGCUGCCACACUCAAGAUCUUCCAGAUUUUGAUCUGCAUAACGGGAGAACUCUAUGAACGGAGCGAGACUCAUCUAGAAGAGAUGCUCAUUUAUUGUGAAAGUGUUGACUCUGGCCAACUGACCUACCACGGCUCACCAAGACCUAUGUGCAAUUUCUCAACAGAUCUUGGUACAAUCGCACCAGUCUUUUUCGUCGCCUUGAAAUCACAUAAUCCAGUCACCCAGACAAGAGCUUGGAAGCUGUUAAAGAGAUCCCACAGAAGAGAAGGGAUGUGGGAUUCUGAGAUAUGUGCUGGUAUUGUGGAAAAUUCCAUGGCUGCCUUUCCGUUAUCAAAUAAAGGUGAUCAUAAGCUGGAUGAAAUACUUUUAGCGGGUCGGUUGAUUAAUGAAGAGGAUGUUUUGAGACCGAAGAACAGUAUCUGGGUUACUUAG
Glarea lozoyensis ATCC 20868 is the source of this 1251-nucleotide messenger RNA. RefSeq lists its product as uncharacterized. NCBI's taxonomy places the organism in Eukaryota, Fungi, Ascomycota, Leotiomycetes, Helotiales, Helotiaceae. The transcript has a single exon. The record is from RefSeq and is a predicted model, not a curated record. The coding region runs from base 1 to 1251 and encodes 416 amino acids.